AUUGAUGGAACAGCCCGCAGAUGAUGGAACAGCCGGUGUCAACUGGGAUGCGACUGGCAGCCAACACUUUGCCCCGCACGCGCAAUGCUCGUGCCCUGCACGCGCUACCCGUGUCCUGCACGUGCGCUGCCCGCAGUACCUGUCUUAUUGAACCCGUCUGUUGUGCGUUCCGUUGUCGUGUGCACGUGGCUCGUGCUGGCGUGGACUGUGGUGACUGAGGUGGACGGCCAUGGCUACAUGCUAGUACCCCCUGGACGGUCAACAGCCUGGAGAAUUAGCCUGGUGAACUUCCACGUCAACUACAACGACAACGCAAACUACUGCGGUGGCCGAGCUACACAGCACGACAUCAACAACGGCAGCUGCGGUAUCUGCGGCGACGACUUCAGGACUCCUGUCCCACGUGAUAACGAAAGGGGCGGGUUCUACUCAACUGGGAACAUCGUUCAGGAGUACGCCCAAGGUGACGUGAUCGAGGUCGCUAUCGUCAUCACUGCCAACCACAGGGGAAAGUUCUUCUUCGACAUCUUCCCCACCAACGACCCCAACCAGCCGGAGCAGGAGGACUUGUUUCAGCCGCUGUACAAUGCAGACACCGGGACGACGUACUACGACGUUCCUGACGAUGCUGCAAGGACAUUCACCGUUAAGCUCAAACUACCAGACAACAUGCUGUGUAGCAACUGUGUGCUUCGCUGGAAAUACGUUGCUGGUAACAGCUGGGGCUGCAACAGCCCGGACGAUUGCUGUUUGGGCUGUGGCAAUCAACAGGAACAGUUCUACUCAUGCGCUGACGUCAUGGUCACAGAAGAUGGAACAACGGGUAUACCACCAUGGGUUGAACUGAAUAAAAACUCAUCAUCUGCCACUGAAGCAACUUCUUCAUCAACCAUUCCUACAACCACGACCCUUAAACCCACAACCACUACCCCUAAACCAACUACCUCUAAACCAAACACUACCGCUAAACCUACAACCACCACCACUACCAUUGCCCCGAAACCUACAGUUGCCACGCCUAAACCUACAACCACUACCCGUAGACCGACAACCACUACUCUUAAACCCACAACUAUUACACGGACACCAACAACCACUACCCGCAGGCCAACAACCACGACUACUACAACAACGACUACCAGCACGGCGGCUAAUCCUCAGCGAUUGACGACAAAGCUACCACUGUCUUGUUCAGCUUACUGUUUCGCUGUCUGUAAACCAAAUCGUGUAUCCAUAUUCUGCUACAAACAGCUUUGUGAAAAGUGCCCGGCGUAUAAAAACAUAUUGAAUAAAUGAUAUACAUGCUUUA
Haliotis rubra (blacklip abalone) is the source of this 1309-nucleotide messenger RNA. Its product is annotated as bypass of stop codon protein 1-like. The record is from RefSeq and is a predicted model, not a curated record. The coding region runs from base 85 to 1296 and encodes 403 amino acids. The transcript has 4 exons. NCBI's taxonomy places the organism in Eukaryota, Metazoa, Mollusca, Gastropoda, Lepetellida, Haliotidae.